AUGGUGAAGAUUGAUCAGCAAAUCCCUAUGGGAGUAGAAUCAUUGCGUACCGAGUUUCGGAACAUACUGAACAAACAAGUCGAAACUGUCAAGGCCAAUCACUUCACCGAUCGGAGCUCCACUGCUUUUUCCAGCACAAUCACUGAUAGUUUCAGCUUUGUGGAGUCUCUGGACUCUCAAAACAAUGAUCAGUUCAAUGAGCUCCGGAGAAUUGUCCAGGAUUUGGAUUCUCACGGCUAUAAUAUCGGAGAAUAUGUCGAAUUCUACAAGAGUUCCAGGAGGUUUAUACUUGAUGAGAAGUUCAGGGGCUUUGGAAUUGGAAAAUGUAGCAUUGAUGAUGUCAGAACUAUGGACUGGGAGAUGCUUGAUCCGAAGAUUAAGUCGUGGAAUAGAGCGGCUCGGUUGUGUUUUAAGCAAUUGUUUGUUAGGGAGAAGGUGUUGUAUGAGCAGAUUUUUGGGGGUUUGAGGUGUUUUGAGUAUGAUGAGGGCUUUUUAGGUAUUGUUUGUGAAUUUGCUUUGCAUUUGAUUCAUUUUGCACAGGGUAUUAGUUUUACUCAACCGUCGAUUAUGAAGUUGUUUGAGGUUUUAGAUGUGUAUGAAUCGUUGUCCAAUAGGGUAUUGCCCACUCUGAAUGCUGUUUUUGUUUCUAAUUUAUCUGAAUCUGUUUCUGUUUGUAAUAAGGCUGAUCAGACAAUUGAUUUGCUUGCUAAAUAUAUUAGGAAAGUGCUUCAGUUAUUUGAGUCUUCUGUGCUUCAGGAGAAGUCGAAUAUUAGUGGUUCUGGAGGAAUAAUUAAGUUAACUGAGUUUGCUAUGAGUUAUGUUACAAGCCUUGUGCAGCACAAGGAAGUGUUGGUCAAACUUAUUGUAUCUCAGCCGACAACAAGUAUGGAGAUUGAUGAUGAUUUGGUGUAUUUGGAGGUUGCUGGAAAAACUCCGUUUGAGCUCCAUGUGAUUUGGAUUAUCAGAAUUUUGAAGUAUAACUUGAAGGGCAAAUCUGAGUUCUACAAAGAAGUGCCUUUGCGUUUUUUGUUCAUGAUGAACAAUGUAAACUAUAUUGUUCAGAAAAUUAGAGGGCAUCCAGAGCUGCAAGAAAUUGUAGGAAGAGAAUAUAUCGACAGACUAAGCAGAUAUGUAUCAGAAGCUGCAGAUAGCUAUAAAACUGUAUCCUGGGGUGGAGUUCUGCAUUGUUUAAGAGAUGAAAGUCUACAGAAAAGGUCUCUUUGUACCUUCUGGUUGUCAAAAUCUACAUUAAAAAACAGGCUCAAAAGUUUUAAUGCUGCAUUUAAUGGAGUUUGUCAAGAUCAAUCCACUUGGGUAGUCCAGGAUGCAGAGCUUCGAGGGGAAGUCCAUAGGUCAAUACUUGAUGAGCUGACUCCUGCCUACAAUUCCUUUUUAGGGCAAAACAGGAGCCUUUCUGGCAACCCAGUGAGACACAUCAGAUACACGGUCAAUGACCUGGAAGGUACAGUUCAUAAUCUUUUCGUGCAACGAUAG
Messenger RNA from Daucus carota subsp. sativus, 1494 nucleotides. Its product is annotated as exocyst complex component EXO70C2. Gene Ontology annotation, biological process: exocytosis. Gene Ontology annotation, cellular component: exocyst. Gene Ontology annotation, molecular function: phosphatidylinositol-4,5-bisphosphate binding. The record is from RefSeq and is a predicted model, not a curated record. The transcript has a single exon. Bases 1 to 1494 code for a protein of 497 amino acids. NCBI's taxonomy places the organism in Eukaryota, Viridiplantae, Streptophyta, Magnoliopsida, Apiales, Apiaceae.